UAUUAGCAAUUUCAAUCUUUCGCGGAGGACCAACUCAAGCAUAAAUUAAAAUUCCACAUUAUCAAUCCUGGGAUAUAAGUAGCAUGGUUGCUCAACACAAGCAAUAACCAUAUAUAAGCGAGUUAUAUUGCAAAGGUUCUGCAUCUGUGCUACACCAAUCAGAAAUUCAGUUAUGUCUUAUUCUACAGCUAAAACACCCCAAAGACUUGAGGUUUUGUUUCCUCUGCUUAUCAUCUACCUGUUAUUCUAUCUCCCUAAUACAGUUGAAGCUGAAGAUGAAAAAUAUGUCACCAACAUUGGAGCAAUUAUUGAUUUUAAUUCUCGUUUCGGGAAAGAACAGAAAGCUGCUAUGGAAAUCGCAGCUGAAAACUUCAACAACCUGUCAGAAACUCAUGAGCUGAUAAUUCAUUUUCAAGAUUCUGUUCGCGACCCCUUUCGUGCUGCCUAUGCUGCUGAACAUUUGGUAAAGGAAGAGAAGGUGCAAGUAAUAGUUGGUAUGGAGACUUGGCCGGCAGCAGUUACAGUAGCUGAUGUAGUAAAAAACCUAUCUGGUAAUCAAGUUCCAGUCAUUUCCUUUGCGGCACCAACCAUAAAACCACCGCUAAUACAACGCCGUUGGCCUUUCCUGAUAAGAAUGGGAAGCGAUGGUGCUGCUCAGAUGGCAUGCAUCGGAGAUAUAGUUUCAGCAUACUACUGGAAAAGGGUUGUUGUAAUAUAUGAAGAUGAUGGUUAUGGUGGUGGUGUGGGGAGGCUAGCUCUUUUAUCCGAGAUUCUAAGAAAUAUUGGUGCAAAGAUUGAGCAUCGUAUAGUUCUCCCACGACUUUCUGAGUCUGAUCCAUAUUGGAAUGAAGUAGAGAAGCUCUUCGAGCUCAGCAAUGUAACUUCUCGGGCAUUCAUAGUUCUUCAAUCAUCUCUACCAACAUUAAAUGGUCUUUUCAAAGUUGCUAAGAAGAUGGGACUCGUAGGAGAAGAUUCAGCUUGGAUAAUAUCGGAGAGUAUUACUAGUUUGCUUGACUCUCAAGGCAACCAUGAUAUGGAUGGUACUCUGGGGAUCAAGACUUAUAGCAAUACUACCGCCACUUUCCAGAAAGAUCUCCGAACAAAGUAUUCAGAAGACGAUUACUCUGAGCCAGGAAUCUAUGCUCUUCGAGCAUACGACAUCAUUUCAAUUAUUACACAGGCAGUAAGUGCAAUGCCUAUUAAGAGUACUAGUACUAGCUUUCAGGAGUUAUUAGCUGCAAAGUUGAGAAAUUUCGAGGGUUUAAGUGGGAAAAUGCAGCUCAAAGAAGGUGAGGUGCUGCUGGAUUCUCCAAGAUUCAGGAUCAUAAAUAUUGUGGAUGGGAAGACAGAUAAAGAACUAAACUUCUGGACUCCGGGGUUUGGAUUUUCGAAUACCCUUGAUGAAGUAUUUGCCACAAACAGGAGUAGUGAUGAUGUUGGCAAAGUAACUUGGCCCGGGAAUCUAACAUCACUGCGCCCCUCCAAAGGCUGGGCAAUGCCUACUGCUCAGAAGCCAAUGAAAAUUUUGCUACCUGUUCACCACUCAAACUUUGUGAGGCCUAUCGCCCAGAAGAACUCAGGUCAGAUGAAAAAAGAGGGCAAAUGCUCAGUGGCCUCAGUGUAUGAAGGUUUAAGUAUUGAACUUUUCUGUAUCGUGCUAGACAAGUUGAAUUAUUCCUUGCCACAUGAAUUCAAGGAGACCAAUGACACUUAUAGUGAUAUGGUAGAACUUGUCUCUAACAAGACUUAUGAUGCUGUGAUUGGCGAUAUGACUGUAAUUGCGACACGAAUUGGCAAAGUGGAUUUCACUCAACCAUAUCUGGAGUCUGGUUUGUCCUUGAUAGUACCAGAGAAAUCUAAUGAGUCUACAUGGCUGUUUAUAAAACCUUUCACAUGGCAAAUGUGGGUGGCUACUUGUGGGAUCUUAGUCUACACUAUCUUAAUUAUAUGGUUCCUGGAGGGUCUUUCCACUUCCAAUCCAGAAUUCGAAGGUCCAUUGUUGAAUCAGAUAGCCACAGCAACUUGGUUUGCCUUCUCAUCUCUGUUCUUUGCUCACAGAGAGAAAGUCUCUAGCAACUUGACUCGAAUAGUUUUCCUAGUGUGGUUAUCUGUUGUAUUGAUCCUGAAUUCUAGUUACACUGCUAAUCUGUCUUCAAUGCUUACCAUCCAACGACUGAGCCCGGGCAUCACGGAUAUUGAAAUGUUAAGGAGUUCCAACUCAUUUGUUGGUUGCGAUCGCGAUUCAUUUGUGAGGAAUUACCUGGAGACAGUUCUUAAUUUCAAUUCUAGUAACAUCAAGGAAGUAGAGAGCAACUUAAGCCCUAAGGACUUCAGCAAAGACAAUGUUACAUUAUCUGCUGUAUUUCUCGAACUCCCAUAUGCAGAUAUUUUCAUGAACGAGCACUGUGAUGGAUAUACCAACACCAAAGCCACCUACAAUUUUGGAGGCUUUAGCUUUGCAUUUCAGAAAGGUUCACCAAUAGCGAGGGAUUUCUCUAAGGUCUUUCUACAGCUAUUGCAGAAUGGAACUGUGAUGAACCUUCAUUAUAAAUGGUUGAACUCGAAUCCCAAUAAGUGUCAGAUCAAUGCAACUUCAACUUCCAAUACUCUACCAGAAAGCUUGAAACUCGAGAGCUUUUGGGGCAUCUUCGUGAUAUCCGGUGCUACUUCUGCUCUCGGCUUUCUAUAUUUUGCCAUCUUGAAAAAGUUUCAACACCAAGCAACAGCAUCCGGAACCCUUUGAAACAAACAUACAGCUAGAACGCCUUACAAGUGCUCCAAGUAUCUUCAGUGGGAACGUCCCAGAUUUAGCUUCCUGACUAUGCUGACAUACAUCCAUAUUCUCCUUCACUGUCAGGCUAUGUGACUAUGAUAGAUUCUUGUAUAUAUAUGUAUCAACACUACAUACUUUGAUGCCAAUAUGUAUUCCUUGGAUUCUUGUUUAAUGUUUGAUAAAAACUUUGAAGCAUAA
This is a messenger RNA of Argentina anserina (silverweed cinquefoil), 2971 nucleotides long. RefSeq names its product glutamate receptor 2.7-like. The transcript is spliced from 5 exons. The record is from RefSeq and is a predicted model, not a curated record. The coding region runs from base 173 to 2743 and encodes 856 amino acids. NCBI's taxonomy places the organism in Eukaryota, Viridiplantae, Streptophyta, Magnoliopsida, Rosales, Rosaceae. Gene Ontology annotation, cellular component: plasma membrane. Gene Ontology annotation, molecular function: ligand-gated monoatomic ion channel activity; signaling receptor activity.